Molecule: messenger RNA, 745 nt
Organism: Etheostoma cragini (Arkansas darter)
Lineage: Eukaryota; Metazoa; Chordata; Actinopteri; Perciformes; Percidae
Gene: borcs7
Product: BLOC-1 related complex subunit 7
Exons: 5
Coding region: 41-352 (103 amino acids)
Cellular component (GO): BORC complex
Source: RefSeq, a predicted model, not a curated record
UUUGACCCUGCCCCCGCACCAUAGCUAGCCAAAACAGAAAAUGGCGUCAGCUGAGUCCCAGCCGCGGUUUGGCCAGUCUGUCAAAGGCUUACUAUCCGAUAAAGUGGGCUCCUGUAGCGGGGAUGUGAUCGCACUGACCCGUCAAGUGCUGAAGGGAUCGCGGAGUCAGGAGCUCCUUGGUCAAGCAGCGAGAAAUAUGGUCAUUCAGGAGGACGCCAUCCUGCAUUCUGAGGAUAGUCUCAGAAAGAUGUCCAUCAUCACCACACAUUUACAGUACCAGCAGGAGGCCAUCCAGAAGAAUGUGGAGCACUCUAAAAACCUCCAGGACCAGCUGAGACACCUGCUAAAGUGAGCAGAAGAGGAGGCAUCUUCCCCCCCGACCCUGUGUCAACCACCAGGGGCUCAGCACCCAGCAGGAGGGUUUAAUGAGGGAUAAUCGGCCAUCUUUUUUACCUUGUAACACACUGGGGGCCCGUGCAGCGGGGACAGGAAGUGAUGCGCUGCUCUGCCAUGCAAAGACCUUGGACAUUUUUCUAUUGAGUUAUGUUAAAGAGUUUGAUUAAUUUAUGAAAUAUCUUGUCUGUAUCAUCUUGUCUCCUUGGAAUACUGCCCUGGGAGUCAAGUCAAACAGCACGUAACUGUGUGAGUGGUCAAAUGCAAACGUGAAGACCAGGUGGAAUCUAGAGAGAGCUUUAUUAAAGCAUAACUUCUCUAAUAAAUGUGCAUGGGAGGCACUUUUUCAAUG